AUGCAUUGGGAAGAGUUUGGGCGGGUCGCGGUUGAUAUCGGACCUGUAAAUGAAGAAAUUUUCAUUGCAGUGGGCAUAAUUAAUGGUGUGGUGGGGCUUAGUUGCGCGCUCGUUGGUCUGCCCAGGGCGAAGGAGUUCACCGUGGUGGACAUGCCACUCCUGGAGCGGCUCUUCAUGUUCCUGCCGCCUAAUGUUGUGGUGGGGCUUAGGAUCGCUUGUGCUCCCAACCCGCGGGUGCUCGCCUACCUAGACACAAAGAGCUCGCAUGCUACAGAUUGGUGUCAGCAUCAUUGGGGCACAUCUCUCUGGUCUACAUCUCUCUUGCAACUUGAAAUUAUUCCAUCGACAUUGAUCCAACCAUCAUGUUCUCCUUUGUGA
Molecule: messenger RNA, 378 nt
Organism: Triticum turgidum subsp. durum (durum wheat)
Lineage: Eukaryota; Viridiplantae; Streptophyta; Magnoliopsida; Poales; Poaceae
Source: the annotation of a GenBank genome assembly